AUGACUCUUCAGACAGACCUGAUUGUUGCCUACUGUACACUGCUGCAGCUGCAAUUGGUGCCCUGCGAGCUUCAGCGCGAGAUCGGGACAAUGAUGGCCUGCCGUGGCGGAGGAUUCCUCGCGUUCCUGAAUCGCUCACGGCAAAGGUACGAGGAGGCUUUGCGAGAGGCCGAAGCCGAGAAGGUGGAGGCUUGCGCGUCUCCCUCCGAGUCAGCACUCGAAGAGACGUCCCCAACCGAGCUGCCCCUUCCUGACAGCACCGAAGAAGCCUCCGACAGGAGCGAGGUGGCAGAAGCUGUGCAGGACCUGGCGGAGGAUGGUUGCGAAGCCGAAGGAGAGCUUCGACUGCCUGCAGAGCCAUCGGCCCAGGAGGUGGAGGACAGCGCUAGUGCAACGGCGGCAGAUCUGCCGGAGAAGCUGCAGGAUGGUUGCGAAGCCGAAGGAGAGCUUCGACUGCCUGCAGAGCCAUCGGCCCAGGAGGUGGAGGACAGCGCUAGUGCAACGGCGGCAGAUCUGCCGGAGAAGCUGCAGGAAUCCGAGAUCGAAGUCCUUGGACCGGCGUUGGCCGAUCCCGAGCGCCUGGACGAGGAGGACUCAGUUGAGGCCGAUGGCGAUGGGGACGGGGUAGAUCCGGAGAAUGUGAAGGCGCACUUGGCAAAGCGGCGAAAGCGCCUCGCAACGCAACUCUUUGCCGUGCCCGGUCGCAGACGGAGGAUGCUGGCGGAGUCCUGGCCCAAGGACUCCCAGUCCCAGAUUGCCACGGCCGUGAAUGCCAAGGUCGAGCUCCAGGGACUGAAGCAGGAGGUUCCGAUCAAGAGGGAGGCUGUGAAGCGCGAGCUGGCUGCUUUCCCUUCCGAUCCAAGUAGUGCGGAGGACGCGCCUCCGGGCGCACUGCUGAAGCGACGCAGACGAGGUGCCGGUGCAGAGAGACCCGAGGCUGAUGCUGUGGACGACAGGACUCCAGAAAAUACAGGCCGCAUGCUGCAAGGGUUGCCACAUGCCGACUUACUCCGCUUGGCCGGGCAGCUGGAGCACCGCUACCUGGGCACCGAGUGGCAGUCCAUGCCAGUGGAUGAUUACGCGCAUCCCUAUGAGGACUCCAUCGAGAAGUUUACGACCUACGAAGACUACCUCGACAGCCAAAUCACACCUCAGGACCGUUUCUACCUUGAGGAAGACGAGCUCGCUCGACAGCUCGUUGAGAUAGGAUGCAGGAAAGGGGAGGUGUUGACCAGGGAGGAUUUCGCUGCAAGGCGGGAGGCGGCUGAGAACGCCAAGAAGGCGCGUCUGCAGAGCGCGCCGAAGGUGCUGGCAAGUGCGCAGAAAAAGCUGACGGACUUCCCAGUUCUUCGACACCUUGCAUGUCGGGAGGAGUUGGUGCGCAGUGGUAAGCUCAGCACCAUCAUCUUCAUCCGCGAUAAAAAUCAUCGUGGACAGGAGAUCUCUGGAUACAUAGACUACGGCCACCGUCUCAAGACUGAGAACUUCGAGCCGUACUUCGAGCGGAAGAAGCGCCUCCUGCCGAAGUCGUCUGACUUGUCCUUCUACAACUGGGACACGCAGCACUCGACCUCGAACGAGAGUCCCAACUUCCAGAUCCUGCCGGACCACGAGCAGGGCCUGCUCUUCAAGAACAAGCGUGACCGGAAGGUGCUCAGCGUCGACCCCAGGUCCGAGCCUGGUGACAACUCCAAACGCCUGGAGGUGCCGACCACCGAGUACAUCCAAGUGGUGAUCUUUGAUCAUAUGACGCGUAAGAAAAGCUGA
This is a messenger RNA of Symbiodinium sp. CCMP2592, 1767 nucleotides long. Lineage: Eukaryota; Dinophyceae; Suessiales; Symbiodiniaceae. The record is from the annotation of a GenBank genome assembly.